GGUCGGAUCUGAACCUGCGUCCUGAGCAGCAGGGCUGCCCGGGCGCCGACGCAGCAGCGGCCCCUAGCGGCCUCAGAGGGGGCCUGGCGCAUGCUCAAUAGCUUCAAUGGGCGGGGCUGGGUCACCAGCGGUUGGCGCGGCAGUAGCGCCGGCGGCUUCUUCCCGCUCCGCGUGCGCAGGUGCGCUGGACUAAGGAGGGGAGCGGGGGAGGGAGGAGAAGAAGGCGGGGGCGGAGGCUGGACCAGCGGCGCGCCUGCGCAUUGCGCCUAGUCCAGACUGUCACUGGGGUCCUGAAGUCGAGCAGCUGCAGAGUCCGUGUAAGAGACGGAGCGCGAGCUCGAGCAGAAGCGCGGGCGGGAGCGCGGGCGCGAGCGCGGACGCGUGCUGCGGUGGUGGCGGCGGAACCAGGGAGGCGCGCGCCGAGGGGGACUGAAGCGGCUGCCUCUGCUGCUACUGCUGCAGAUAGCUAGCUGAGCCUGGGACCGACGGACAGGCGGCGGGACCCGUGCACGGACAGACGGGCGGGCGGACGCACGCAGCAUCUCCGAAUUCCAGGGACUGCUUGGAAGCCCUCGAGCCCCGAGCUGCCGAGGGCUCUUGUUGGCAUCGAGUGCCCGUCCGUGCGUGCCCAGCGCUCCGACCAGCACCAUGGGCAAGCAGAACAGUAAGCUGGCCCCGGAGGUGAUGGAGGACCUGGUGAAGAGCACCGAGUUCAACGAGCACGAGCUCAAGCAGUGGUACAAGGGCUUCCUCAAGGACUGCCCCAGCGGCCGCCUCAACCUCGAGGAGUUCCAGCAGCUCUACGUCAAGUUCUUCCCCUACGGAGACGCCUCCAAGUUUGCCCAGCACGCCUUCCGGACCUUCGACAAGAACGGCGACGGCACCAUCGACUUCCGAGAGUUCAUCUGCGCCCUGUCCAUCACCUCCAGGGGCAGCUUCGAGCAGAAGCUCAACUGGGCCUUCAACAUGUACGACCUGGAUGGGGACGGCAAGAUCACCAGGGUGGAGAUGCUGGAGAUCAUCGAGGCGAUCUACAAGAUGGUGGGCACCGUCAUCAUGAUGAAGAUGAACGAGGACGGGCUGACGCCGGAGCAGCGAGUGGACAAGAUCUUCAGCAAGAUGGACAAGAACAAAGACGACCAGAUCACGCUGGACGAGUUCAAAGAGGCGGCCAAGAGCGACCCUUCCAUCGUGUUGCUGCUGCAGUGUGACAUUCAGAAGUGAGCCCGGCCCGGCCCGGCCCACCAGGACUUGCCCACGUCCCGUUCAGUCUGCAGCUGCACACUCGCCCACACCCACACUCACACUCACACACACCACAUUGCUUGGACUACCCGUGUCAAUGGAUUUGCUUUCUGUGUUCGAAACACUCGUGUGCAUGAGAAUUUCAUUUGCUCAAGAUUUUAAGUCUCUCUAUUAUAAAAAGAAAAAAAGAGGAGCCGAACCCGCACCAACGUGCUGUGUACACUGUCCUUCCGUGGCGGCCCCCCGUGUCCCGUUGGAUCCAAGCCGCGUCGCCGUCCCGUCCCCGCCGCCCGGCGCCAUCUCCGUGAAUGUUGAUGUUCCUCAUUGCAUGCGCGCUCCCAGCCAGGGCCGCCCUCCCUCCAUCCGGCCCGUUGCAUCUCUGCCGUGGGAAGACCUGUGUCCGAGGAAUGCCGUCCCCCGUGGAAAUCCCCCCAGCCGUCCCCCGUCCGUGUCUAGCCACCCCGCAGACCCCAGCUCUUUCCUGGAAGUCCAGCGAGCGGCCGGUGGAAGCGCAUGGAGGUCCGCUCGGACUUUCAGGAGCUUCCCGAGAGCUUGCAAUCGAUGUGUGUCCCAAAUAAAUUUCUAAUAUUUGA
Molecule: messenger RNA, 1838 nt
Organism: Monodelphis domestica (gray short-tailed opossum)
Lineage: Eukaryota; Metazoa; Chordata; Mammalia; Didelphimorphia; Didelphidae
Gene: VSNL1
Product: visinin like 1
Molecular function (GO): calcium ion binding
Source: RefSeq, a predicted model, not a curated record